AUGAGCGUGACAUUCGACGUUUUCCGUGGCUCCCCCGAGGGCAAGAUCGUUGCCGACAAGGUUACCCGCACCCUAGAGCACAACGAGGUUUACAUUGAAACCACUGCAUCUGGCCUAUGUGGAACAGACGAGCAUUAUUUGAAAUCCGGUCAAGUUCUAGGUCACGAAGGGAUUGGUAUUAUCAAAGCCCUAGGUGCUAGCGUUACUUCAGUCAAAGUUGGGGACCGGGUAGGGUUUGCGUUUACUCACAGCAUCUGCGCCUCUUGCAACAACUGCGCUACUGGUUGGGAUCAAUACUGCAAAGAGCGGAAGAUAUACGGAGCCAGCGACUUCGACAAUGGGACGUUCAGCUUAGGCGCUGUGUGGGAUGCUAAUUGCGUUUACCCAAUCCCGGAAAAGCUAAGUUCUGUUGAUGCCGCACCGCUGAUGUGUGCCGGCGCCACAGUUUGGACUGUCUUGACGCGGUUUGGCAUCGAGGCUGGAGACCGGGUAGGAAUCAUGGGGGUCGGAGGACUCGGGCAUAUUGCCAUCAAGCUUGCCGCUGCAAUGGGCUACCAUGUAGUGGUCCUUUCCAGCUCGGAGUCGAAAAGGCAGGAAGCCACGGAGUACGGUGCCUCUGAGUAUCAUGUGUUUCGCUCAGGAGAGAAGCCGCAGGAUCUGAAAUCCCUGAAGCACUUGCUGCUCUGCGGAAGUGGCGGUUUGGAUUACCAAUCCCUGAUUCCCCUGAUGGAUUCGCCCAGCUCCAUCUAUCCGCUGACUGCGACGUUUGAGCCAUCUGCGAUUCCCACACUGCAGUUGUGCUUCCAAGGUAUUCGGAUUCAAGGGUCUCUAGUCGCAUCCCGUCAUAGUAUUCGCGCUCUCUUGGAAUUUGCCUCAAAGAAGAAGAUCGUUCCAACUACCCAGACCUUUCCAUUGACUGGGGAGGGUAUCGAGGAGGCGAUGCAGGUGCUCAGAGAUGGCAAGAUGCGAUAUCGCGGGGUGUUGGUUCGGGGAGAGUGA
Aspergillus melleus is the source of this 999-nucleotide messenger RNA. Its product is annotated as NAD(P)-dependent alcohol dehydrogenase. NCBI's taxonomy places the organism in Eukaryota, Fungi, Ascomycota, Eurotiomycetes, Eurotiales, Aspergillaceae. The record is from RefSeq and is a predicted model, not a curated record. Gene Ontology annotation, molecular function: alcohol dehydrogenase (NADP+) activity; zinc ion binding. Gene Ontology annotation, biological process: alcohol metabolic process. The transcript has 3 exons. The coding region runs from base 1 to 999 and encodes 332 amino acids.